UUGGGUGUGACUGAGGCGUGUGACGGCACCUCUCCGCUGUGCAGACCGCUGCGCAGAUUUGGUAUAAACAACACAACAGAAAGAAAAUGACCCACUGGUUUCAUCGCAACCCUUUGAAGGCUACAGCUCCUGUUUCAUUUAAUUUUUAUGGGGUAGCUACCACUCCAGCUGCAGGAAAGCUUUGCAAUGAUUUGAGGUUAUCUCGAACACGACUAUUGGAGCUGUUUACAGACUCAAGCUGUAAUCCAGAAAUGAUGAAGAAUGCAACUGACUUGUACUUCUCACUCUUGCAAGGCUUUAUCCUUUCACCGGAUGAGUCUUCCCAAGACUGCAAGUUGAGAUACAUUCAGAAUUUCAAGUGGACAGACACAUUACAAGGACAAGUUCCAAGUGCCCAGCAGGAUGCAGUGUUUGAACUGGUUUCCAUGGGAUUUAAUGUCGCUCUGUGGUACACAAAAUAUGCAUCUAGACUCGCUGGAAAAGAAGAUAUAACAGAAGAUGAAGCAAAAGAUGUUCACAGGAGCCUGAAGAUAGCAGCUGGGAUUUUUAAACACUUGAAGGAAAGUCACAUUCCAAAACUGAUUACACCAGUAGAAAAGGGAAGAGAUUUAGAAGCUCGACUUAUAGACUCUUACAUCAUACAGUGCCAAGCUGAAGCUCAAGAAGUGACAAUUGCUCGGGCUAUUGAGCUGAAACACAAUCCAGGACUAAUAGCUGCUCUUGCUUAUGAAACAGCCAACUUCUACCAAAAAGCUGAUCAAACAUUAUCCAGUUUGGAUCCAACCUAUGCAGGUAAAUGGAGGAAGUACUUAAACUUGAAGACCUCUUUCUAUAUGGCUUAUGCAUACUGUUACCAUGGCCAAACUUUACUGGCGAGUGAUAAAUGUGGGGAAGCAAUCAGAUCUCUGCAGGAAUCAGAAAAAUUUUUUGCCAAGGCUGAAGCACUGUGCAAAGAAUAUGGAGAAACUAAAGGACCUGGGUCUACUGCCAAACCUUCUGGACAUCUCUUCUUUAGGAAGUUGGGAAGUUUGAUUAAGAACACACUAGAAAAAUGCCAGAGAGAGAAUGGAUUCAUCUAUUUUCAGAAGGUGCCAGCAGAGGCUCCCCAGCUGGAACUGAAAGCAAACUAUGGCUUAGUAGAGCCUGUUCCUUUUGAAUUCCCUGCCUUGAACGCACACUGGACUCCUGAAACACUUGCAGCAUUUGAUCUCACCAAGAGGCCAAAGGAUGACACUGCUAAACCAAAACCAGAUGAAGAAGUAAAACCUCUGAAGGAACCAGAUAUAAAGCCUCAAAAAGACAGUGGAUGCCAGAUUUCUUAAGUGCCAUAAGUGCUUUGAAUUCACUUUGAAACUGUAUUACGUGGACUUCGGGGCUUUAGUUUUGAUCUCACUUUUUCUAAUUCUUCUUUUUUUAAUUUAGAGGACUAAUUUAAUUUAGUUAGUGUGCAUCUAUCUUGCUUGAGAAUGUGGUGGAUUUCUAGGAGUUUAUUUAUAUCUGAGUUAUUUUGGGGAUUUAGUGGGAUAUCAUAGAAUGAGUGGGCUUAAAUGUUCCUAUUGUGCCUCUAGAGAGUUGCUUUUUGUGUGGAUUUAGUUUCUACCCACAAAUAGCAAAGGAAGUAUCAUGAUUGUAAUGCUUGAGGAUUUUUCUAUUAAAUUAUAUGCUAUGUAAUGUCAAAUUUUGCAAACAAAAGUUUGCAUGAACAGUUAUAUUUAUUCAGGUUUUGUCACUGAGGCUUAGCACCCUGUCAUGUUCUGCUCACUUAAUUGUAGUGAGCAAAGAAAACCAAUCUGGGUUUGGUUUGUAAUACCCAUAUGGUAUUUCAGAGACCAUGGAAAACCUUCAGUUUUCUAGUGUAACUAGAGCACACUUUAUGUUCUGAAAAGAUUAGCUUCUCUAUUGACAAGGGUUCUUGGAUUAAAAUUUGUAGUAAGGUGCUUUAGUUCGCCUGUCCUUCAAUUAAAAUCCUUUAAGUGCAUGUGAAGAUGAUGCAGCAAGAAAUAUGAAAGUUUAGAAAUAAUGCACCAGAGUGUCAUUCAUUCGAAGUUUUCAAGCUUGGAAGAUUUGGUAAGUUUGAAAGAUGCAGAGAGUUGAAAUCUCCUGGCACUAGAGUUCAUGAAAUUGUGAUGCAUAAGGUAAUGGAAUUGUAGCUAAGAUGCUGUGUUUCCACCAAGGUAGUGUCUAUAAGAAGCUGUUAGAAGAAAAGGGACAAAAGAUGAGCUGAAGGUGUAACUGGGAAACAUAACUCUAGGUUUCCUUUAUGCCAUAUGUAAACACUACUAUUUCUCAGCUUUUGCAGUAUUGCACUAAAACCAGCUCCUAAUGAAGAGAACUUGCCAAAAGCCAAGCCCAGUCAAGACUGAGGAAAG
This is a messenger RNA of Indicator indicator, 2369 nucleotides long. RefSeq names its product BRO1 domain and CAAX motif containing (gene BROX). The transcript has 13 exons. The record is from RefSeq and is a predicted model, not a curated record. Lineage: Eukaryota; Metazoa; Chordata; Aves; Piciformes; Indicatoridae. Bases 87 to 1322 code for a protein of 411 amino acids.